AUGGCAUCUGCUCAACCUUUCAGCCACGAAUCUCUCAUCCGCUAUUGUUCUUCCAAUGUCUCCGACUUCCCUCCUUCCCCAACUCAUUUCAAUCUCUCUCAGUUUGGACAUGGACAGUCUAAUCCCACUUACUUGAUGGAAGUUGGUUCAAAUGGAUCUACUGUGAAGAAAUAUGUUCUUAGGAAAAAGCCUCCUGGGAAAUUGUUGGCUUCAGCUCAUGCUGUUGAAAGAGAGUUUCUGGUUCUCCAGGCUAUAGGCAAUAAUACCAAAGUUCCAGUUCCCAAAGUUUUAUGUUUGUGCAAUGAUCCAACUGUUAUUGGAACAGCAUUUUAUAUUAUGGAGUAUUUGGAAGGACGGAUAUUCUUUGAUCCCAAAUUACCCGGUCUGUCAGCAGGGAGUAGGAGGGCAAUUUAUCGCGAAACUGCCAAGACCUUAGCUUCAUUACAUUCUGUUAAUGUGGAUUCCAUUGGUCUUGGAAAUUAUGGGCGACGUAACGAUUAUUGCAAAAGACAGAUUGAGAGAUGGGGUCAGCAAUAUGUGUCUUCAACCAAUGAGGGAGCAACAGCAGGUUUGGUUCAUGGAGAUUUUCGCAUUGACAAUCUUGUGUUCCAUCCCACAGAGGAUCGAGUAAUCGGUGUACUUGACUGGGAACUAUCUACCCUUGGAAACCAAAUGUGUGAUGUUGCAUAUAUCUUAAUGUCUUAUAUUAAAGAUGUUGGGCCAGUAAAAGUACAGGAAGGUAUGGAGCGUUCUGGAUUACCAGCGGGAAUUCCAUCGCUACCAGAAUUUUUGGCUGAAUAUUGCUCUCUGGCAGGAAGAAAAUGGCCUGUUGCUGAAUGGAAGUUCUAUGUCGCCUUUUCUUUUUUCCGCGGGGCUUCAAUUUAUGCCGGAGUGUAUAAUAGAUGGGUUAAGGGCAAUGCAUCUGGUGGUGAGCGUGCUCGUCAUACAGAAGUACUUGCUAAUGGCCUUAUCGACGCUGCUUGGGAAUUUAUUGAACGUAAAUUUGUGCUUCCGGAGCGUCCUCCAUCAGGUGUAACUGCGAAAGAGUUAGUGAAGCACAAUGAUACGCAGGACCUCCCAAAUGAAGGGAGGUUUGCUCUUAGGCAAGAGGUUAUAGUGCUGAGGAACAAAAUAGUUAAGUUCAUCGAGGAACACGUAUACCCUCUUGAAGAGGAAUUCGCUAAACUUGCUCAUUCAGAAGCACGUUGGACUAUUCAUCCAGCGGAGGAAAAGUUGAAGGAGUUAGCAAAGAAAGAAGGCUUGUGGAACUUAUGGAUUCCUGUUGAUAGUGCUGCGAGGGCGAAAAAAAUUCUAUUUGAUGGGAGCAUUAAUAACCUUUCUACUGAUUCAAAUGACUUGUUGUUGGGUGCUGGCUUAACAAAUCUCGAAUAUGGAUACUUGUGUGAGUUCAUGGGCCGUUCUGUUUGGGCUCCACAAAUAUUUAACUGUGGUGCGCCAGACACAGGUAAUAUGGAGGUUUUAUUGCGCAAUGGAAAUAAAGAACAGAUGCUAAAGUGGCUUAUUCCUUUGCUUGAGGGGAAGAUUAGGUCUGGAUUUGCUAUGACAGAACCACAAAUUGCAUCUUCUGAUGCAACCAAUAUUGAGUGUUCCAUAAAAAGGCAAGGAGAUUCAUAUAUUAUAAAUGGGACUAAAUGGUGGACUAGUGGUGCUAUGGAUCCAAGAUGCAAAAUUCUCAUACUCAUGGGGAAAACCGACUUCAAUGCGCCGAGGCAUAAACAACAAUCGAUGAUCUUAGUGGAUCCUCAGACUCCUGGUGUUCACAUAAAGAGAGCUUUGACAGUGUUUGGCUUUGAUGACGCGCCUCAUGGACAUGCAGAAAUAGUAUUUGAGAAUGUUCGUGUGCCUGCUACAAAUAUCUUAAUGGGCGAAGGACGUGGAUUCGAGAUCGCUCAAGCUAGGCUAGGUCCUGGAAGACUGCACCAUUGUAUGAGACUGAUAGGCGCUGCUGAGCGAGGCAUGCAACUGAUGGCUCACAGAGCUCUUAGUAGGAAAGCUUUUGGGAAAAUGAUUGCUCAACACGGCUCAUUUAUUUCAGAUUUGGCCAAGUGUCGAGUCGAACUAGAGAAGACUAGAUUACUUGUGUUGGAAGCCGCAGACCAGCUUGAUCGAUAUGGAAACAAAAAAGCUCGAGGCAUAAUCGCAAUGGCUAAGGUAGCUGCACCACAAAUGGGAUUAAUGGUACUUGACAUGGCGAUCCAGGUGCAUGGAGCGGCUGGUGUAUCGUCUGACACUGUUCUAUCACAUCUGUGGGCAACCGCGAGGACAUUGAGAAUCGCUGACGGUCCGGACGAAGUUCACUUGGGUACCAUCGGCAAGCUAGAAUUAGAAAUACAAAGAGCCAAGCUUUGA
Messenger RNA from Vicia faba (fava bean), 2370 nucleotides. NCBI's taxonomy places the organism in Eukaryota, Viridiplantae, Streptophyta, Magnoliopsida, Fabales, Fabaceae. The record is from the annotation of a GenBank genome assembly.